GCCCCAAGCCUGCACGCUGGGGUUUUAAAAUGCGGGAACAGAGUUCAGAAGCUCUGCUCUCUGAUUCUCUCUCGCCACCGAGGUAUCGAUUACGGCAGCUGUUGAGAUCUCCAAGGAUUCAUUCAGCUAUUUAUCACUGGAAUUCUAGGGUUUAGAACCGCAAGAGCCGCGCCUAAAUAUAGCAACAGAGGGAGAUAGGGCAAAGCGGAUUCAUCGGAUAACACGAGGACUACAAGGAGGAGGAGAACUGGAGACUGCUUUGUUGAGGUGUUGCAGACGAAGAAGAGAGAAUGGAGCCGAAGCGUAUGCUGAUGUCGGCGUUGGGCGUAGGACUUGGCGUUGGGGUGGGGUUGGGUCUUGCAGGUAGCCAGACGUUGGGGAAAUGGGCGGCCCCCGUGCAGGCAGCUGGCGUGACGGCGGACAUGAUCGGGGAGGAGCUGAUGAGCCUCGUGACGGACGGAAAGGAGAGUAAAGUUACCUUCAAUGAGUUCCCUUAUUACCUCAGUGAGCAAACACGAGUGGUGCUGACGAGUGCAGCCUUUGUUCACUUGAAGCAAGCUGAGUUCUCUAAGUUCACACGAAAUCUUUCUCCCGCAAGUCGAGCCAUUUUACUCUCAGGGCCCACAGAACUUUAUCAGCAGAUGCUUGCGAAAGCUUUAGCUCACUACUUUGAGUCCAACUUGUUACUGUUAGAUGUAUCAGAUUUUGCACUUAAGGUCCAAAGCAAAUAUGGAUUUGCGAACAAAAAUUCUGCUUUUAGAAGGUCCAUUUCUGAGUCAACGCUUGAACGUUUAACCAGCAUAAUUGGAUCAUUUUCUAUUCUUCCUCAGGAAGAACCAAAAGGUUCUUUUUCAGGAUCUUUGCAUAGACAAACCGGCGGAUUAGAUUUAAGAUCAAGGGGCCUAGAAAGCUGCGGGAGUAUUUCAAAACUUCGUAGAAAUGCAUCUGCCUCGGCUGAUAUUGGUAGCCUUUCAUCAGAGUCCACUUGUAUGAAUCAAGCUCUUCCUGUCCCACCCAAGCGCACCGGAAACUGGACUUUUGAUGAAAAGCUGCUUAUACAAGCACUUCACAAGGUUCUUGUUUCAGUUUCAAAAGAUAAUCCUAUCGUCCUGUACAUAAGGGAUGUUGAGGGUCUAGUUUUCAGAUCCCAAAGGAUACAUUCUAUGUUCCAAAAAAUGUUGAAAAUGUUAACUGGACCGGUGUUGAUACUUGGUUCAAGGAUCGUUGAAUCGGAUACUAAUUAUGGAGAGGUGGAUGAGAGGCUCGGUAUUUUGUUUCCGUAUAACAUAGAGAUUAAGCCUCCACAAGAUGAAAGUCAUCUUGUAAGUUGGAAAUCACAAUUGGAAGAAGACAUGAAAAUGAUGCAGUCUCAGGAUAACAAAAACCACAUUUUGGAGGUGCUUGCAUCCAAUGAUUUGGACUGUAAUGACUUGGGUUCAAUAUGCUUAACAGAUGCAAUGGUUAUAGGCAAUUAUAUUGAAGAAAUUGUAGUUUCCGCUGUCUCUUAUCAUUUGAUGCAUAACAAAGAUCUUGAGUACAGAAAUGGAAAACUUGUCAUUUCUUCAAAGAGUUUGUCCCAUGUACUAAGUAUAUUCCAAGAGAAUAAGCUUGGCGAUAAAGAUUCUCUAAAAUUGGAGACAAAUACUGAUGCAACAAAGGAGGAUAAUUCAGAAAGUGAGAACACAAAAAAACCUGAGACGAAAUUUGAAGGCACUUCUGAAAACAAAAGUGAAUCAGAGAAGUCAGGUGUAGCUGCUAAAAAUGAUGGGGGUUUAUUGCCAAAAGCAAUUGAAUUUCCUCCAGACAAUGAAUUUGAGAAGCGCAUCAGAUCUGAAGUGAUCCCAGCAAGUGAAAUUGAAGUAACAUUUGAUGAUAUAGGUGCUUUGGAUGAUAUAAAAGAGUCCCUUCAUGAGCUCGUCAUGCUUCCGCUUCGGAGGCCAGACCUCUUUAAAGGAGGUCUCCUUAAGCCUUGUAGAGGAAUACUACUUUUCGGACCUCCUGGAACUGGGAAGACUAUGCUGGCAAAGGCCAUUGCAAAUGAAGCUGGAGCAAGUUUCAUAAAUGUUUCAAUGUCUACCCUCACAUCAAAAUGGUUUGGUGAAGAUGAGAAAAAUGUGAGGGCAUUGUUCACACUCGCUGCGAAAGUUUCACCCACUAUUAUUUUUGUGGAUGAGGUUGAUAGCAUGCUUGGGCAAAGAUCAAGGGCUGGUGAGCAUGAGGCAAUGCGGAAGAUUAAGAAUGAGUUCAUGGCUCAUUGGGAUGGGCUCCUGACAGAAGCCGGGGAAAGAAUCCUUGUUCUUGGAGCAACAAACAGACCAUUUGACCUUGAUGAAGCAAUAGUUAGGAGGUUUGAACGCAGGAUAAUGGUAGGCCUGCCAUCUGUUGAGAGCAGAGAACUGAUUUUGAAAUCACUUCUGUCAAAAGAAAAGGUUGAAGAUGGACUCGAAUAUAAGGAACUUGCAGUAAUGACAGAGGGAUAUAGUGGUAGUGAUCUUAAGAAUCUGUGCAUGACAGCAGCAUAUCGUCCUCUUCGGGAGCUAAUUAAGCAAGAAAGGCAGAGGGAAUUGGAAAGAAAGCAGCAGGCUGAGGGAACAGAUACGCCGUCAGAGGCUUCCGAAAAAGAGGAAAAUCAUGGCGCAUCACCAAUCGUCCUGAGGCCCUUAAACAUGGAAGAUAUGAGGCAAGCAAAGAAUCAAGUUGCUCCAAGUUUUUCUGCUGAAGGACCAAUAAUGAGUGAGCUGAGGCAGUGGAAUGAUUUAUAUGGGGAGGGAGGCUCCAGGAAAAAGAAACAACUCACUUAUUUCCUCUAAAACCGUGCACAUAAAUACGUCGAAGCCACAUACAUGUAAAAUUAAGUCGCGGCUGAUGAAAAAUAAGAGAAAAGCUUUGUACAUGACCAGUUGAUGACUGGUAAAUGAAGCAUGGAGCCACCUCCAGAUUAUUUGGACUGCAUAUAGAAGCUAGGGAAUAGAAGAGUAGGAUUGUUCAGUGCUGUAGGAGAGAGCAAUUUAGGCAUUUCUCUAGCUGGGCUUUAUAUAAUAUAUGUCAUUUUAUGUUGUUUGAUUGUGUUUGGGGCUGGUGCUUUCAAUGUAAAGCUAAGAGGGCGCUGUAAGAUUAUUUGGUUAUGGAUAUGAUUUGUUUUAGCAUAUGUGUGCUUUGUGAGUAUAUAAUUUUAAGAUUUAGACCUUAAAUCUUAAUUCAGAUUGAUCGUUAUUAGUUUGGUUAUGUUUGUACUGUCACUACAUUGUGCCAUGUGAAUAUAAAUAUUGGCAAGCCAUUCUGUUA
This is a messenger RNA of Dendrobium catenatum, 3285 nucleotides long. Its product is annotated as peroxisomal biogenesis factor 6. The transcript is spliced from 17 exons. NCBI's taxonomy places the organism in Eukaryota, Viridiplantae, Streptophyta, Magnoliopsida, Asparagales, Orchidaceae. The coding region runs from base 291 to 2810 and encodes 839 amino acids. The record is from RefSeq and is a predicted model, not a curated record. Gene Ontology annotation, molecular function: ATP binding; ATP hydrolysis activity. Gene Ontology annotation, cellular component: mitochondrial outer membrane.